Saccharomyces mikatae IFO 1815 is the source of this 828-nucleotide messenger RNA. It is a transcript of the gene SEN34, whose product is annotated as tRNA splicing endonuclease subunit SEN34. The transcript has a single exon. Gene Ontology annotation, molecular function: tRNA-intron lyase activity; nucleic acid binding. Gene Ontology annotation, biological process: tRNA-type intron splice site recognition and cleavage; tRNA splicing, via endonucleolytic cleavage and ligation. NCBI's taxonomy places the organism in Eukaryota, Fungi, Ascomycota, Saccharomycetes, Saccharomycetales, Saccharomycetaceae. The coding region runs from base 1 to 828 and encodes 275 amino acids. Gene Ontology annotation, cellular component: tRNA-intron endonuclease complex. The record is from RefSeq and is a predicted model, not a curated record.
AUGGCACCGCUAGUAUUCGACAUACGUCACAUUCAACUUCUGAGAAAGUGGGGCAUUUGUGGUGUGCUAUCUGGAACUUUACCUACUGCAGCGCAGCAGAACGUAUUUUUGUCGGUACCUCUGAGACUUAUGCUAGAAGAUGUGUUAUGGCUGCACCAUAAUAAUCUUGCCGAUGUGAAAAUAAUAAGACAAGGUGGGGAUAAGAUUAUGACAGGAAUAACACGAGAGCGGGGGGCUAAGUUGUCUAAACUUGUCGAAGAUCGUUUAAAUAAGUCAUUCGAAUAUCAGAGAAAGUUCAAAAAGGAUGAACACAUUGAAAAAUUAAAAAAAAUUGGUAAAAUCAAUGACGAAACUACAGCCGAAGAACUGGAACAGUUGAAUAAAUCAAAUAAUAAUGACCACCUAAUCGAAUCUUCUUUGUUCAUUGAUAUUGCCGAUACUUCUAUGAUCUUGGAAGAUAUCAAUAUUGAGUCAGAUGGCCUAUCAUAUGAUUAUAUUCGUGAUUUGUUAUUCAAGCAGUAUAGACAGGCAGGGAAAAUGCAAACGUACUUUUUAUACAAGGCAUUGAGGGAUCAGGGGUACGUUUUAUCCCCAGGCGGACGCUUUGGUGGGAAGUUUAUAGCUUAUCCAGGUGAUCCGCUACGUUUUCAUUCACAUUUGACCAUUCAAGAUGCGAUCGAUUAUCAUAAUGAGCCGAUUGAUCUGAUAUCAAUGAUAAGCGGGGCAAGAUUAGGUACUACUGUAAAAAAACUUUGGGUAAUAGGUGGUGUUGAGGAACAAACUAACGAAACUCAUUUCUUUUCUGUAGAAUGGGCUGGGUUUGGUUAA